ACAAGAAAGGGAAGAGAAGAAAUCCAGAGUCCAAGCCAUGUGGGCUGUGCACCCCGCCACACCCAGACUCUGCCUCCUCCCUCUUACUCCAUACACUCCUUCCGCCCUCACCAUCUCAGCCAACUCUCAACCAGCGCGCCACCGCUCCAAAUCACCAGGACACGACGCCGUCCCAACAAAAGACAUCAAAGGACUAGGCCACACCAUCCUCACGGCGCUCAAUUCCAGUCAUCCCAGCACAAAUCCCGAUCCAUUCCCAGAACAGCCAAAACAAGGAAAACACAAACGAGCAAAGCAAAAACAAGAAGAGGAGGGAAGGCAGAUAAGUGGGUCAGAUGUGCUUUGGGCUCUACGGAGAGCAGCCGCUCAGAAAAAGGCGACGAGUGGAAGUAAGAAAAUGAAGCAGCAGAAGGGGGUGUCAUCUUCUGUGGGCGGUCGCGGGGAAGAGGAGGGUGUGGAUUAUAGUAAAGCGAGGCCGUUGUGCGUUAGGAGUGAGUGGGGUGCGAGGUUGGAUGAGUUGGAGAAGCGUCUUCAGGAGCUUUCUGAGACCCAUUGAGGAUUCCAGGGGUUUGUCUUUCUUUGUAUUUUGCGAUUUAUUUAUCAAAUUCAUGUAAUGGGAUUUGUUGUUUGGUUUUAUAUUUUCGUAUAUUGGAUUUUAUAUUGUAUAGAUUGGCUGGAUAGAAACAGGGGUUGUGUUUGUAUAGUUGCUUUAUAGAGGUUUGGGGUGUUGUUGGGAUUUGUUUGCAGGUUGUCUUGUCUGCAUAUUGUAUUUCCUUUGUAGGGUUGUUUCCUGCGGGUGCAGGUGAGUUCCGGCUGUUCUAAGUUGGAGUGUUUGAUUGUAACUGAUUUUGCAGUUGUGUUUAGUAAAAUCUUCAUUCAUCGAAAAAAGAUAAGAGACCCUUUUGUUAUA
Corylus avellana is the source of this 910-nucleotide messenger RNA. Its product is annotated as death domain associated protein. NCBI's taxonomy places the organism in Eukaryota, Viridiplantae, Streptophyta, Magnoliopsida, Fagales, Betulaceae. The record is from RefSeq and is a predicted model, not a curated record.